This is a messenger RNA of Tilletiopsis washingtonensis, 2089 nucleotides long. RefSeq lists its product as hypothetical. The coding region runs from base 253 to 1959 and encodes 568 amino acids. The record is from RefSeq and is a predicted model, not a curated record. NCBI's taxonomy places the organism in Eukaryota, Fungi, Basidiomycota, Exobasidiomycetes, Entylomatales. The transcript has 2 exons.
CGUCCACAUCCUCCCCACGCCGCGCAGCACCGCUCCCGCCGCAGCGGCAGCCGCCGCCCGCCCUCCGCCGCCGGCCUUGCGCCUCGCCUCACGACCCACAGCGCCUCGGCCGCCUGCCUCACGACCCUCACGCUCCGCUCACGACCCUCACGACUCGCACGACCCUGACGCCUUCCCUUCUUCAUCCCUCGACGACCAUCGCUUGACUGCCGCGCGCUGCACCCGCCGCCCAGCCACAUCUGCUGCAGUGCCAUGUCCUCGCGCGGCGGCACGCCGGCGCAGGCGGCCUGGCACGCCCACGCCGACGACGACGGCUACUCGGAGCGCGACCUCGGCGACUACGCCCGCGCCGCCGCGCCGUACUACGCCCCGGCGUCGGCGCCACACGGCCGCUACUCGCUGCCGCCGCUGCACGCCGAGCACGCCGGCUACUACGCCGCACCGGCGCCGCAGCGCGCCACGUCGCUCGAGGUCGGCAGCGUCUACGGCUCCGAGCCGUGCGCGGCGCCCGCGUCGCAGUACUCGCGCUCCUCGGCCGGCCAUGCGCCGUGGGGCGCCGGGGCGCCGAUGCACGCCGCGCCUUCGCCGCCGCCGUGGCAGUCGCCGGAGCAGGCCUACUGGUACGCCGGCGCGCCGCCGUCCGUGGCGUCGCGCUCCAGCGGCGCGUAUGCCCGCGCGCUGCCGCUCUCGCCGCCGCCGAUGGGCGAGUAUGAUGCGGAAGAGGGCGGCCCGGGCUUCUUCGGCGUCGAAGCGGCUCAUCAUUUGCCUGGACGACGCGGUGGUGGCGGACAGCGGGACGAGUACGCACGGCCGACUGACGAGCUGCCGGCCUUUCCACCAUGGAGUAGGAGCUGGUAUGCUGGACACCUCUCUGCCGACGGUCACGCCUAUACAACGGUGCCGCCGCCAGGCUCGGGCUGGGAGUCCGAGACGAUGACUCGCUCUGGCGCCUCGAGGGCACACGCACCGUACGGUCACCCCUAUGGCCGGCCGCCAGGCGCCGGUGAGGCCGAGUACGUCAAGGAGGAGCGCAUGCGCAUGCUCGAAAAGGAGUUUGGCGCGCCGCGCAUCAGCCACGGCGGUCGCGGUGACGACGAGGAGCUCGACGAGGGCGAGGAGGACGAGCUGGUGCUCGGCAGCGUCGAUGCCAAGGGCCGCCUGAUCACCGAGCGGCCGCGCGUGGUGCUGUGGCUGCGCAUCUUUCUCGGCCUCGCUGCCGUCGCUGCGCUGGCGUGCGGUCUGGGCGGUGCCUUGCUCAUCAAGACCGUCGGACCGCCGCCUGCUGCAAAGGGCACGAUCGCUGCCUACGUGCUCUACAUUGCCAGCGCCCUCACCGUCGUGGUGCUGCUCUACGUCUAUGUGCUGCGGCCGUGCUGCUGCGACCCGCGCCGCAAGGUGGCCGCGGGUGACGCAUCUGCCGGGCUCGGCGGGCUCGUCAUUCCCGUGCUCUCCGGUGGCGCAGGCGGCAAGGCGGGCAAGCCGCCAAAGGGCUUCAAAGGCAUGAAGGGCAUGAAGGGUAUGAAGGGCGGCAUGGGCGCAGGGCCGACGGUCAACCUCGUCAUCGAUCCGACGCUGCUCGCACGCGGCCGCGGCGACUCGGACUCCGAGGAUGAGGAGGAGCACCUGCCCGGUGGUGCUCGGCGCAAGCGUCGCAAGCGCCGCUCGCCGCUCGGCAUGCUGGGCAACAUGCAGCUGCAGGCACGCUGGCGCGUCGCACGCGCGACGGUCAAGCUGCAGACGACGUGGGAUGCGGUGCUGCUCGUGCUCUGGAUCGGCGCCGUCGUCGUGGCGCUCGGCAUGGGCAAGAAGUGUCCGGCCGGCAGCAGCGGCGGCUGGUGCGACUUCUACAAUGCUGCCAUCGCGUGCGGCGUGCUCGUCGCCGCCACCCUUGUCGUGCUGCUCUACUUCGACUACCGCGAUCUCCGCAUCUCGCGCACGCCGCCAAAGGCGCCGCUCUAGACCCGCUCUGCUGCUGCCGAUCGUCCCGUGCCCUGUCUCCGCAUCAUCAUUCCUCGGACCCCCGACACUCCACUCAUAUUCCCAGCUGCUUGCAUCUCGGCGCGUGACCCAAUACAUCGCUUUACUGCUA